Molecule: messenger RNA, 1783 nt
Organism: Oncorhynchus kisutch (coho salmon)
Lineage: Eukaryota; Metazoa; Chordata; Actinopteri; Salmoniformes; Salmonidae
Product: gastrula zinc finger protein XlCGF17.1-like
Exons: 2
Coding region: 252-1037 (261 amino acids)
Biological process (GO): regulation of transcription by RNA polymerase II
Molecular function (GO): RNA polymerase II cis-regulatory region sequence-specific DNA binding; DNA-binding transcription factor activity, RNA polymerase II-specific
Source: RefSeq, a predicted model, not a curated record
GUGAUAAGCCAACUAGUCAGCCAUGUUCUUUUAUAGUUAAAUGAUAAUGGUCAGCCACCUCGGUAGCUUGCUAGCUGAAACAUUGAAGCUCUUUAGACUCGUUCAUGUAUAUUAUCCACUGUGUUUUAAACUCACUUCUGUCGUCUAGCUAGUUAUCCCAUUUAAUUUCAUAUGUACUUUGUUGUUAUUAGUCAGCUAACGUAGCUGGCUGGUUAAGUUAGCAUUAGCCUAGCUAGCUAACAUCUCCGACCAUGAGUUCACUGAGCUACUCUCCUCCUGAUAAACAAGAGGAGGUCUGCUGGACGGAGAAAGAGGGUCUGUGGCUGAACGUUGUCGUAAAAGAGGAGAAGGAAGAGGAGGAUGUCACAGUAACAAAAGUAGAGGAUGAGGAUGUUGCAGUGAAAGAAGAAGAGAAAGAGGAGGAUCCCGUUUUUGGAGUGAAGGAGGAGGGAGAGAUUACUGUCAUAUUGGAAGAGGAAGAUACUGGACAUCUGAUUAACCCCAGAGAGAGACGUAACUAUUGUGGAUCCUCUGGGGAGCCUCAACAACAUCAUGAAGCAGAGAAGAGACUCUCUACAUCAGAACACCUCAAGAAUCCCCAACGGAAACCCACAGGGAAGAAACUUCAUCGCUGCUCUGACUGUGGGAAGAGUUACUCAAGAUCAGAUUCACUUAAAGUACACCAGAAAAUUCACACUGGCGAUAAAUCUCACCGCUGCUCUGACUGUGGGAAGAGUUACUCCAGAUCAGAUUCACUCAAAGUACACCAGAGAAUACACACUGCAGAGAAAACGUAUAGCUGUGAUCAAUGUGGGAAGAGUUUUACUUCACCUAGCCAGCUGACUAUACACCAGAGAACACACACAGGAGAGAAACCUUUCCGCUGCUCUGACUGUGGAAAGAGUUUUGUUAUAGCAGGAAAUUUAAAAUCACACCAGAGAACACACACAGGAGAGAAACCUUAUAGCUGUAAUCAAUGUGGGAAGAAUUUUGCUUACUCGAGCAGCCUGAUAGCACAUUUAAAAACACACACAUGAGAGAAUCUACUGCGUUGACUGUGGGGAGACCUUUUCAAAAUCAUCUACAUUACAAUCACACCAGAGAAUUCACACAGGACAGAAAUCUUAUAUUAUUUUAAUGAUGUCACAAUGUAGAAUCCUAAAUGUUUGCCCCCUGUUCUAUUGAUAUUAGGGGAAAAAAUCCAGGCUCUGAAUUGAAAGAGUAUUAUUUAUGUGAUUUAACAAAAAGUGACUAACAAAAGAAAGUGUUGUGUUACACUUACCACGUCAGUGACCCACUUGAAUCAAAAUGCAACACUUUAAAAUGUAGCGAGCUGUUUUCUACAAAUUGUCUUCUAACUAAUGAUGUACACAUUAUUCCCAGAUUCUGUGUGAUAUCGAUUUGAGUGAUGUAAGUGUUGCAUUUCUCUUCGUUCUGGGGACUCCUAAAUUUAAAUGCAUCACUCCAAAAUGUAGCUGACUGUCUUCUGCAGGUUGCCCUCUAACCAGUGAGGUGAAAUAUAUCUCCCAUUUCCAUGUGUUUUUUUUUUAGUUGUGUUAGUUUCAACAGCACCUACAACCUGAUUUUUAUCCGAUCGAUGUCUGUAAUUUAUUGCCACUUUGUUAAAACAACAGUGUUUUUGGUGCUCGUUUAAAAAAUAAUUCCAGGAAUAUGAUUAUUAUUGUGUUUGUGUACAGUGCCUUGCGAAGGUAUUCGGCCCCCUUGAACUUUGCGACCUUUUGCCACAUUUCAGGCUUCAAACAUAAAGAUAUAAAACUGUAUU